GUCCGAGACUCGUACUCUUCGCCAAUGAAAAACGGUCUUUCGUUCUUCUGGGGUGCUCAGAUCGGUACAGCUCUCAGCCUAGCCACUGUAGCGGAUCCAGUCAUGGCAGAAUCGGAACUCUCAGGAUUCGUGCUGGAAAGCCAGUGGGCGCGGCCUCCGCAGCGCUGCGGCCUUUUCUGCCAGGACUACAUUUCCCAAAGGCCCUCGCGGGAACGGGGCCACCUCCCCUUUGUGUCCUCUGGGGGCCCCAGGCAACUGAGGCGCUUCUUUCCGGGCCCCCUGAAGCUGGGUUGCGUCUACCUCAGGACAGAGGGUGAAGCCGGAGUUGGGGCGAGUCCAGAGCCUUCCGGGCAGAGACGGGGAGUCCCGGGAGUUGAGUUCAUCAGUCAUCUGAGGUCAUCGCUGCUUCUUAAGAGAAGAGCCAGGAGGAACAUCUGAGGUCAUUGCUGCUUCUUAAGAGAAGAGCCAGGAGGAAGAAGGAAUGGCUGUUGGACUUCUUAAAACCAUGUACCAGGAACUGGUGACCUUCAGAGAUGUGGCUGUAGACUUCUCCCAGGAGGAAUGGGAUAGUCUGAAUUCUUCUCAAAGGCAUUUGUACAGCAACGUGAUGUUGGAGAACUAUAAGAUCUUGGUGUCACUGGGCCUUUGCUUUUCUAAGCCAGGUGUGAUAUUGUUGUUGGAACAAGGAAAAGAGCCAUGGAUGGUGAAGAGAGAGCUGACAGAUGGCCUGUGCUCAGGUUGGGAGUCUAUGUGUGACACUGAAGAAUUAAUCCCCAAACAGGAAGUUUAUGAAGAACAGUCAUCCCAGCAGAUAAUAGAAGAACUUGCUAGCAUUGGCCUUGAGUAUCCCAGCUUGAGAGCAGAGUGGAAAUGUGAGGGCCAGUUUGAGAGGCAGCCAGGAAGUCUAAAGGCAUGUGUUAAGGAAGAGACCAUCACUUAUGAAGAAACUCUCACUGAUAGCAAAUCUUGGGGAAAUUUCUACCAGAACACAUUGCUUCACACACAACAGAUAAUCCCUAAAGAGGAAAAUAUAUAUAAACAAGACACACGUAAGAAACACUUUGAAAAAAGUUUGAUGACUAUUAAACCCAAGAGUAUUUAUGCAGAGAAGAAACUUUUGAAAUGCAACGAUUGUGAAAAAGUCUUCAGCCAGAGCUCAUCCCUUACACUUCAUCAAAGAAUCCAUACUGGAGAGAAACCCUAUGAAUGUGUGGAAUGUGGGAAAGCCUUCAGCCAGAGGUCAAACCUUGUUCAGCAUCACAGAAUUCAUACUGGAGAGAAACCCUAUGAAUGUAAAGAGUGUAGGAAAGCUUUCAGUCAGAAUGCACAUCUAGUUCAACAUCUGAGAGUACAUACUGGAGAGAAACCUUAUGAAUGUCAGGUAUGCAGGAAAGCCUUCAGCCAGUUUGCCUAUCUUGCCCAACACCAGAGAGUUCAUACUGGAGAGAAACCCUAUGAAUGCAUUGAAUGCGGGAAAGCAUUCAGCAAUAGAUCAUCCAUUGCUCAACACCAGAGAGUUCAUACUGGAGAGAAACCUCAUGAGUGCAAUGUCUGUGGAAAAGCAUUUAGUCUCCGUGCAUACCUUACUGUGCACCAGAGAAUUCAUACGGGAGAGAGACCCUAUGAAUGUAAGGAGUGUGGGAAGGCCUUCAGCCAGAAUUCACAUCUUGCUCAACAUCAGAGAAUUCAUACUGGAGAAAAACCUUAUAAAUGUCAGGAAUGUAGGAAAGCCUUCAGUCAGAUUGCCUACCUUGCUCAACAUCAAAGAGUUCAUACUGGAGAGAAACCCUAUGAAUGUAUUAAGUGUGGGAAGGCUUUUAGCAAUGACUCAUCCCUUACUCAGCACCAGAGAGUUCACACUGGAGAGAAACCUUAUGAAUGUAAUGUUUGUGGGAAGGCUUUUAGUUACUGUGGAUCCCUUGCCCAACAUCAAAGAAUUCAUACAGGAGAGAGACCCUAUGAAUGUAAGGAAUGCAAAAAAACCUUCAGACAACAUGCACACCUAGCUCAUCAUCAGAGAAUUCAUGUUGGGGAAAAACCCCACGUCUGUAGUGAGUGUGGGAAAGGCUUCUGCUACAAGUCGGAAUUCAUUAGGCAUCAGAGAAGUCACACAGGGGAGAAACCUUAUGGGUGCUCUGAGUGUGGGAAAGCCUUUUCACAUAAGUCAACCCUCAUUAAACACCAGAGAAUUCACACAGGGGUAAGACCCUUUGAAUGUUUUUUUUGUGGGAAAGCCUUCACCCAGAAAUCACACCGCACAGAACAUCAGAGAACACAUACAGGGGAGAGACCAUUUGUGUGCAGUGAAUGUGGAAAGUCGUUUGGUGAGAAGUCAUACCUCAAUGUACAUCGGAAGAUGCACACAGGAGAAAGACCCUAUCGUUGCAGAGAAUGUGGAAAAUGCUUUAGCCAGAAAUCAUGCCUCAAUAAACACUGGAGGACUCAUACAGGAGAAAAACCCUAUGGGUGCAAUGAGUGUGGCAAAGCUUUCUACCAGAAGCCAAACCUCAGUAGACAUCAGAAAAUUCAUGCUAGGAAGAAUGCCUAUAGGAAUGAAAAUCUAAUAAUUGUGGGCAAGCCUUGAGCAAGAUACCCAAUCUCAUCAAUUAAUGAAUGUAAACAGUAUUUUAUUAAAAGAGAAUUCCUCCUCUCAUCAUAUUGAUAAAAAUUUCAACAUAAAAAACAUAAAAUAUUUCAAAAAUAUAAACAUCACUACUUUGCCAUAAAAAGGUUUAAUUUUAUUAAAUAGGAUGACAACAGAAUAUGAAAUGUAUGUGAAGAGACUGGAAAUAUGUUGUGGUACAUUCCUCAGUGAUCUGUAUAAGAAUUAUUUUAUUUUGGAAUUGGAAAUGUGAAUUUAAUAUAAAUUGAGAAUACCAAACCCAUAUGUCAUAUACAAUAUAGAAUACCCCCCACCAAACUUUCCAUUCUAAAUAUCGCCAUUGUCUUUCGAUAUGUUAAUUGUGUAGAAAAUAAUGCUAUGGUCAACUCUUUUAAGAACCUCAACAUAUCAGCUACAUUUUCUGCACCUGGUAAUAAAUGUAAAUGUCUAUAGUAGUUCUUAGUGAUCCUUUGACUGAAUAGACACUGUUUUAAAAUAUCUUGAUAAGUCAAGCAAAAACUUGACCAAAAUCUUGUUUAUGUUGGAAGUGCAAAGCUAAAGAAUACUUUUAACAGCAUGGAAUUGAGUAAAUGACAAUAUAAACUUGAUUGCUCAAUGUACUAUU
Messenger RNA from Nannospalax galili (Upper Galilee mountains blind mole rat), 3227 nucleotides. RefSeq names its product zinc finger protein 570. Gene Ontology annotation, molecular function: DNA-binding transcription repressor activity, RNA polymerase II-specific; RNA polymerase II cis-regulatory region sequence-specific DNA binding. Bases 482 to 2584 code for a protein of 700 amino acids. Gene Ontology annotation, cellular component: transcription regulator complex; PcG protein complex. The record is from RefSeq and is a predicted model, not a curated record. Lineage: Eukaryota; Metazoa; Chordata; Mammalia; Rodentia; Spalacidae. Gene Ontology annotation, biological process: negative regulation of transcription by RNA polymerase II. The transcript has 7 exons.